Molecule: messenger RNA, 2648 nt
Organism: Salpingoeca rosetta
Lineage: Eukaryota; Choanoflagellata; Craspedida; Salpingoecidae
Product: N6-adenosine-methyltransferase 70 kDa subunit
Exons: 12
Coding region: 59-2452 (797 amino acids)
Cellular component (GO): RNA N6-methyladenosine methyltransferase complex; nucleus
Molecular function (GO): mRNA m(6)A methyltransferase activity
Source: RefSeq, a predicted model, not a curated record
GCACUUGGCGCGAACAACGUUGCUGAACAGCAGCUACUGCGACGUUUGGGCCGUGGACAUGGAUGCAACGGAGCUGGAGGACGCGCCCGUGGAUGACGUGCUCGAUGCCAUCUUUGGUGUGCUUCCAGGCAGCCACGCCAGCUUCGGCAGCAAGGAUCGCCAGGCUGGCAACGACGGCCAAGGAGACCGCAGCGAUGCGGACGGGGACAGCGAGGACGCUGAUGACCUAGGACAAACGCAUCAGGAAAAGGAAACCCGCGAAGUCCUCAAGGAGCUCGAUACCCUGCUCAACACGCCAACCGUCAUGGAGCGCGCCAUUGAGGAGGAGUUUCGGCUGAAUGGCAAGGAUGUGUUCUUGUUCUGUGAUCACGACACCGCAGAGGAGUGCGCCCAGCAGUCUGUCUCUGGCAUGCCCUGCGACAGGCUUCACUUUCGUCGCGUCAUUCAACCCCACACAACCCAUCGGUACGGGAACUGCCGAUACCUGGAUCGCUGCUUUGACAUGCGUACAUGCAAGGCCGUCCACUACGAUGUGGAUGAGAGCGACGUCGAGUGCAUUCGCAGGCGGCUCAAGCACAAGAGAGAGCUCGCAAGGCAGCGGCCGGAUCUGGAAGCCCAUAUCGACCUGAACGUGUUCCGCACGUUUCCCGCGCAGUGGAUCCAGUGUGAUGUUCGUUACAUCGACUUCAGUGUCUUGGGCAAAUUCAGCGUGAUUAUGGCGGACCCUCCGUGGCGCAUCAACAUGGAGCUGCCAUAUGGGACCAUGAGCGACGAGGAGAUGAGGCAAUUGCCCGUGCAAGACCUGCAGGACAACGGUGUGAUCUUCCUGUGGGUGACAGCGCGCUGCGUUGAUCUUGGACGGGAGCUGCUUAAGCGAUGGGGAUACAACUACGCCAAUGAUCUCAUCUGGAUCAAAAUUAACCAACUGCAAAAUCUAGUACGCACCGGCCGCACAGGCCACUGGAUGAACCAUGCUAAGGAGCACUGCAUGAUUGGGGUCAAGGGCAAUCUUGACGGCAUCUACCCAGGCAUCGACUGCGACGUGCUGGUGUCUGAGGUGCGGGACACGAGCCGCAAGCCGGACGAGAUCUAUGGGCUCAUUGAGCGCCUCUCACCGGGCACGCGCAAGAUUGAGCUGUUUGGGCGUCCACACAACGUGCAGAGCAACUGGCUCACACUCGGCGACCAGCUCCAGGGUGUGCAACUGGAGGACGACGCACUGGUUCAACGGUUCACAGAGCGGUAUCCAUACUCCCCCGCUGACACGCUGUCGCUGCUGCUGCAGAACAAGCUGCCCUCCUCAAGCACAGCACACAAGGCCCGCGGCGAGGAGCACAGCGACGUGGACACGAGCGCAGGGCCACGCGCACGCCAGCAGUCGCACCGUCACCAACACAACCAUCGUCACCAACAUCACCUCGACGAUUCACACAAUCGCCAUUCACAAGCCCAUCAUCACCAGGAGCGACCCAGCAGCCGCCACCGGCCCAGUCACCAGCACCGCCAUCAUGAUGAUGGCGGUGGUGACGAUAGUGCUGAGCGCGCUUCUCGGUCCGGGCGGGCGCGAACGCCGUUGCGGACAGUGCACACACAGCGGCGGCGUGACAGCAGCGAAGGGCGAGAUGAGCCCGUGGCAGUGAGGGGGCGGAGCAGGAGCGUGGGUCGGGAUGCGCUGCAGGCGUAUGGGGGAGGCAGGAGUGCAAGUGUAAGCGGAGGCCACAGCAAGGCGGAUGAGUUGAUGCACACGUAUGGACACCACGGUCCUCGCCGCCACGACCGCCAACACCAGCAUCAGUUUCGCUCUUCGCCCCGACAGCAGCAGCUGCAGCAUGUUUAUUACCAGCAGAGGAAGCCAGGGAGCAUACCUGAGUCAAGGAGCAUGUCAGUGGACCGCACUACCAGUCAUGGCAGCAGCCGUGGUAGUGGUGAUGGCAAUGACACGGGGCACAACGCCAGUGCCGGCAACAGACCCGUGUUUGUGCCGAGGUCGAACGCCGUGGAAGGCGAGGUGGUGCUGAACUUGCGUGGGCACUCUGGAUACUGGAAGCGGGAUAGGCACGGGUCCAAGAUCUUCAUCCGCGUGCUACCAAAGCGGAAGGACGAUGAUGAUGAUGAUGGCGGUGAUGAUGGUGGUGCCGGUGAUGAUGGUGGUGAUGAUGUUGAUGGCGGUGGUGGUGGGGUUGACGGUGGUGAUGGUGACACACCGCUGGUACCACCAGCGCAGCAGUCACCUCUCGCUGCCUCUGUGGCACCCCAUACUGGCUCCGUGACACCACCAACCCCUCAAACACGCCAGACAGUAUCACCAACACCACCACAAACGGGGGUGCAUGCGGAUGCAACGACAACUGCACCAAGUGCAGCACCAACAGCUGCAAACACAACGGCGACACCUGCGACGCUGCCUGCGUCUUGGAGUGCAGCAGACCUGUGGGGUGACAAGGUGGAGUGAAUAUGCUUAGCAGACACACAAACGGAGACAAGCAAGCGAGGCCACAGACGCAGGAGCAACGCAGACACGCACUUCUCGCUUGCAUCCCAUGUCGUCAUUUGGCAUUCCACAUCCCAAGGCCUUGACAGUCUUAUGGUAGCGUAUGCAGGAUCGUAUGACGAUCAUUACUUGAAAACAUAAACAACAAACGUUCGUC